UUAGAAGGAAGUAAUAUCUUGGCAAACCCCACAAUUCCAGCCAGUUGGAGCGCCAGUUGAAGACCUCCAAAAAAGUUCUGGAGCUCGUGUGUGUUCCCGCGGCCGGCUUGCUGCAACGACGAGACGAACCACCACCUUUUUCUUUCGAGCCGACGAACUCGCCUUUCCUUCUUCGCCGCGCGAUCGAUCGCUAUUUUUUCUUUCCUGUGUCCGGAGUCAACGAACACACACACACACACGGGGAAGGCUUGCGGCAAACCACCCGAACCACUCUUACGAGGAGGGGUUACUAUAUUUGGCUGAGGAAAGGGAAAGGAAGAAGGGUAGGUAUGAACUCCCUUCGCACAGCGGCGGCGUCCCGGCCAUUACUGGCUGCCAUGGUCACCCGGCCAGUCGGUCUGGCGAGUGUUAUGAUUGCCAGACGGCCAACCACGGCGGUGGUGGCGCCGAGGCGACUGGGUCCGGGGUUGGGGCUGGUGGUGAGGACAAAGACGACAAAGAGCGCUAUUCACCUGCAGAUGAAUGCGAAGAAGAAGGCGGACGCGAUUGCGGAGAGGGAGAGGGAGAUGGAGAGGAAGAUGAAGGAGGCGAAGGUGCUGGGGGAGAGGUUGUAUUUGUGGAAUCACAUCCAGGCGAAUCAUGUGCUCUGGAGCACGUCGAGGGAGCUGAGGGCGAAUAAAUCCUUGAGACAGGUCCAGUUCACGGGCAAAAAGAACACUCUGAUCAAGAUCCGCAAGGAUUAUUGGAGGCCUAUGGCUACGAUUCAGUUCCCUGAGGGGGAGGGGCAGGCGGGCCUGUCGGUUUAUCAGAAGCUGGUGGAGCUGAAGAAGAGGCACGAGCUGGAGUGGGAUGAUGGGGGGGAGGAGGCGAAGAGGUUGUUGAACUUGACCAAGAAGGAGAGGGGGAGGGAGUUGAAUGAUCAGAAGGGGAAUACUGUGGCGGAUAUGGCGAAUUUUGAGGAGAUUAGGGAGUGGAGGGAGAAGAUUAGUGAUGAUAUGAAAAAAAGAAAAGAGUUGGAGAAGGAGUUGGAGGAGUUGGAGGAGAACAAGAUGAAGUUGGAGGAUACGCAGAGAGAGGUGCAAAGGAAGGUGAAGGAUGUUACAGAGGAGGAGGGGGAGGGGGGGGGAGGGGAGGGGAGGGCGGGGGGGGAGGAUAUGGAGGUGAAAGAAACUAAAAAUAUCGCAAAGGUGAAGAAGCAGAUCGAGGAGGUUAAGAAGCAGAUCCAGGAGCUACAACCACUGGAGGAACCGGUCCCGGUACUUCACAAAGUCCGCGUGUUCUGGGCCAACGAGCUCGAUCACCACUUUGCCGAGAGCUGGCCAGACAACGUCGAGCAUGUUCUUGGCUUGCCGGAGGAUGAUUGGACAAACGAGGACUUGGAAAAGAUGAUCGCCAACCAGGAGAGGCUGGUGGACCUUCACGCGGUGUUGGCGGAGAAGAAGCUGGCGAAGAGGGAGGAGAAGGCGAAGUUGAAGGAGCAGCGUGCGGCGAAGAAGGCGAAGAAGAUGCAGCCGUUUUUGCCUACGCCUGAGGGCGAGACUGGGUGGAAGAGUAGACCAAGAGCACCGAAGCCGUUCACGGGCAAGGCGCCCAAGUGGGCUAAGGAGGGUCUUUAA
This is a messenger RNA of Podospora bellae-mahoneyi, 1616 nucleotides long. RefSeq lists its product as uncharacterized. Gene Ontology annotation, biological process: DNA recombination. Gene Ontology annotation, cellular component: mitochondrion. Gene Ontology annotation, molecular function: single-stranded DNA binding; DNA strand exchange activity; structural constituent of ribosome. NCBI's taxonomy places the organism in Eukaryota, Fungi, Ascomycota, Sordariomycetes, Sordariales, Podosporaceae. The transcript has 3 exons. The record is from RefSeq and is a predicted model, not a curated record. Bases 330 to 1616 code for a protein of 428 amino acids.